Molecule: messenger RNA, 1919 nt
Organism: Lynx canadensis (Canada lynx)
Lineage: Eukaryota; Metazoa; Chordata; Mammalia; Carnivora; Felidae
Product: interferon lambda-1-like
Exons: 1
Coding region: 841-1413 (190 amino acids)
Biological process (GO): defense response to virus; cell surface receptor signaling pathway via JAK-STAT; innate immune response
Molecular function (GO): cytokine activity
Source: RefSeq, a predicted model, not a curated record
AAAAAAAAAAAACCUGUAGUACUGGCAUAAAGAUAGACUUAAAGACCAAUGGAACAGAAUAGAGCCCAAUAAACCCUCGCAUAUAUGAUCAAAUGAGCUUCAACAAGGGUACCAAGAACAUACAAUAGGGCAAGGACAGUCUCAACAAAUGGUGGUGGGGAAACUGGAGAUCCAAACGCAAAAGACUGAAGUUAGACCUUACCUUACGCCACAUAUAAAACUUAAAUCAAAACGGAUUAAAGGCCUAAAUGUGAGAUCUAAAACUAUAAAACUCCUAGAAGAAAACACAGCGAGAAGUUUCGUGACAGUGAAUCUGGCAAUGAUUUCCUGGAUGUGACACCAAAAGCACGGGUAACAGAAGCAAAAGUACACAAAUGGGACCACAGCAAACGAAGACUGCGCUUCAAAGGGAAGCCGCCUCUGCCGCUCAGGCACCCUCGCCCACACUCCUCGCCCCGGCACCUGCCUCGGCCUCGGUAAGGGGCUCCCCACAGUCAGCUGAAGGCUGCCCCAGAGAGUCCUAAACGCGAUUGUCCAGACACUGGACUUCUCAGAAACAAGGCGUUCUCCUAUGAGGGAAUUUCAGUUUCUCUUUCCUUCUCGGCACAAGUCCAGGGAAGGGACUCGUCGGAUGCCCUUUCUCUACGGCUCAGGCGGCCUCGCCCACACCCACGUGCUCACCUGCUUCAGCGACUGGCUCCGCCUACUUAGGCCUUUUCAGGCCCAGUGGAGAUUCCAAUUUCCACUUGCCUUUUCACUUUACAUACAUCAGCUGGGAUUGCCCAGCGAGCCUGGCUAAAAGCGGAGCCAUGCGGCCGGGGAAGCAGUCGAGAUCGGGCCAUGGCUCCAGCUUGGGUUGUGGUGCUGGUGACCGCGGUGCUGGGCUUGACCAGCGCGGGCCCUGUCCCCACUUCCAGGCCCCCCCCAACCAGGAGGGGCUGCCACGUGGGCAAGUUCCCAUCUCUGUCGCCGAGGGAGCUAGAAGCCUUCAAGAAGGCCAGGGACGCCUUAGAAGAGUCACUCCCGCUGAAGAACUGGAGCUGUGGCUCUCGCCUCUUCCCCAGGACCAGGGACCUGAUUCGACUGCAGGCCUGGGAGCGCCCUGCGGCCUUGGAGGCUGAACUAGACUUGACGCUGAAGGUCCUGGGGAACAUGACCGACUCAUCCCUGGGCGUCGUCCUGGACCAGCCCCUUCGUGUGCUGCGCCACAUCCACUCCGAGCUCCAGGCCUGUGUCCGGGCUCAGCCCACGGCAGGACCCAGACCCCGCGGCCGCCUGCACCACUGGCUGCACCGGCUCCAGAGGGCCCCAGAGGAGUCCCAGGGAUGCCUCGAGGCCUCCGUCACGUUCAACCUCUUCCGCCUCCUCACGCGGGACCUGAAGUGUGUCACCGGUGGAGACCUGUGCGUCUGAAAACCUGGACCCGACCCCAGCCCGUCCGGGACCCAGAACUUCUGUAUGCACCAGGCCUCAUCCUUCCUUAAGUUAUUUCCUUUCAAUCCCUUAUUUAUGGACCUGCAGCCCCGCUCCAUAGCCAUAAGAAAUGUUUAUUUUUCUACUUUUGUGCAAUGUGCAGCAAAUAAACAGUAAGGAAGAGAGAAAAAAAAGAGCCAACUACUCUGGAGAUGGAGAGAACAGAGGAACAUGUUAAACAACAGUGGGAGCUGCAAUCGGCAAAGUGCAGACUCUAGCGAACUCUAAAGGACUAAAAAUCCAGCUUGACAAAAACAUUUCAAGGAAAAAAAAGAGAAAGAUAGGGUCCCUAUACUCUACAGGAACAGCUUUGAGGGUAACGGUGAUUUAAAGGUCUAUCCACGAAAUGCAAUGUGGAGACCUUAUUUGAGCCCUGAUACAAACUGUUUUUAAAAUAUGAAUUUAGGGGCACCUGGGUGGCUCAGUCGGUCAAGCGUCCAACUUCG